Messenger RNA from Anopheles darlingi, 2225 nucleotides. RefSeq names its product GTP-binding protein 2. Lineage: Eukaryota; Metazoa; Arthropoda; Insecta; Diptera; Culicidae. Bases 205 to 2049 code for a protein of 614 amino acids. The record is from RefSeq and is a predicted model, not a curated record. The transcript is spliced from 3 exons. Gene Ontology annotation, biological process: translational elongation. Gene Ontology annotation, molecular function: GTPase activity; translation elongation factor activity; GTP binding.
CUUGUUGUUGAAAAAAACUAAAAAUAUCGCCCCCACGUAUGUAGGUGCAACGGCAGCAAGUUGGCCACCACCACCGAAUCGACUAUCGAAUGUCGUAAUUGUGAAGUAGGUGGUCCUCGACCCAAAAAUCCGAGCGAAUUUUCCAGCUAUCUUGGCCGUUUCCUUGGAGGGAAGUGCGAAAACUACGGAGUGCAGCGCUCUCUGAUGGAAUCAUUUUUUGACCUUUUCGGCCCUACCACAACGGGGGCAGUGUCCGACAGUGACACGGACACGCGCAAUGGCAACGGCGAGGAAGAUAGCUCCUUCGGGGAUCUCGGCGGACAUGGCCAUCUGCUGCAACAGCAUGCAUCGUGCAACAGCAGCCCGUCCGAGGACGCGGACUGCAGCGAACUUAUUCUCAAGGGUAUCGACUUCAACCGGGGCUUUCUACCACCAGAACCGCAGCUCGGUAACAUCGAGUACAAACUAAAGCUGAUCAACCCAUCGAAGCAGCGCUUCGAACACCUCGUCACGCAGAUGAAGUGGCGGUUACGUGAGGGCAACGGCGAAGCGAUCUACGAAAUCGGUGUAUCCGAUUCGGGUCACCUGCACGGUUUGAGCGAUGCCGAUAUGUCGGUUUCACUGCACACGCUCAACCAGAUGGCCCGCAAACUGGACGCAUCGACCAGCGUGCUACGGCGCAAAAGUCUGGCUGAUCAUCGCUCGGUGGUGGAGGUGCUGGUACGCAAGAUCCCCGACGAUCAGCACAACAUCGAGGUCCGCGUGGCCGUAUUGGGCGCUGCCGAUGCCGGCAAAUCGACCCUGCUGGGCGUUCUGACGCAGGGCGAGUUCGAUAAUGGUCGAGGACGAGCACGCCUGAACAUGUUCCGCCAUAUGCACGAAAUCCAGACCGGUCGCACGUCCUGCAUUUCGCACGAGACGCUCGGGUUCGAUGCACAGGGCAGUGUCAUCAACUACAAGUACAACGAGAUGAUGACGGCCGAAGAGAUCAGCGACCGGUCGACGAAGCUCGUCACCUUCAUGGAUCUGGCCGGGCAUCGGCGUUAUCUGAAGACGACGGUACAGGCUCUGUCCGGUUACUGUCCACAUCACGCACUGAUCGUCAUCAGUGCGGGUAACAUUAGCACCAUGACGCGUGAACAUCUAGCGAUCGUGCACGCCCUAGACAUCUCCUUCUCGAUCAUCGUCACCAAGACUGAUCUCGCUCCACCGGAGCCAGUAUUGUUCGAGCUGAAGAAUUUACUCACAUCCAUCGGAUACCGCAAGAUACCGUACUUAAUCAGUAACGAGGACGAUGUGCUGAACGCCAAUGCGCACCAGAGCGUCGAACAGAUUGUGCCGAUCUUCUGCGUCUCGAAUGUAACCGGUGCGGGGUUGGAUUUGCUCAUCCAGUAUCUCUACGUGCUGUCACCUGGCAUUAGUAAUGCCGAGAAGGAACGACUGGAGCAGGAAGCGAUCGAGUUUCAGAUUGAUGAAAUAUUCCGCGUCGCUGAGGUGGGGCUGGUAGCCGGCGGAUUGCUGUGCAAGGGCGUGCUCACAGAGAACAGUCAGGUGAAGGUGGGUCCACUACAGGAUGGAUCGUUCUUUUCGGUCGUCGUACAAACGAUUCACCGGAAUAAGGCCCCCUGCAGAGUGGUACGGGCUGGCCAGAGUGCAUCACUGUCGUUCAACACGAACGAACCAUUGCCGGCGCUGCGCAGCGGCAUGGUCAUACUUCCCGAUUACGAAAGCAAUGAAAUUGCUUGUGGGAGCCUAUUCUUCCAGGCCCAAGUUUCGGUGUUGUUCCACGCCACACGUAUCUACAAGGGAUUUCAGACUACCGUACACAUCGGUAGCAUCCGGCAGACGGCCAUCAUUGAGGGUAUUAUGGGGGCAGGGGAGACUGGCAUUGGUACAAAUCAGACCGCGUCCGUACUGUUCCGGUUCCUACGGCACCCGGAAUAUGUGCGACCGGGUAUGCGAAUUUUAUUCCGCGAAGGAACCAGCAAAGGUAUCGGGAAGGUGACACAAGUAUUCCCGCUUAACAAAACACAUCCAGUCGCUACCUAAAAUGAAAAACAAAAACGACAAAACAUUAACACAAAUGACGAUGAAUUGAAAUGGCAAAAGGAAAAGGUUAUAGAAUUCUUAACACUUACUGCAAACACUUACACACUAAUCCUUCCGCUGAGUAUAGUGUGUGACGGAUUCUUAGAAAUACAAUUUUACUGUGAUUUGAACCCAGA